This is a messenger RNA of Trichoplax adhaerens, 435 nucleotides long. RefSeq lists its product as uncharacterized. Gene Ontology annotation, molecular function: protein tyrosine kinase activity; ATP binding. Gene Ontology annotation, biological process: protein phosphorylation. NCBI's taxonomy places the organism in Eukaryota, Metazoa, Placozoa, Uniplacotomia, Trichoplacea, Trichoplacidae. The transcript has 2 exons. The record is from RefSeq and is a predicted model, not a curated record. The annotation marks the transcript as partial. Gene Ontology annotation, cellular component: plasma membrane.
UCUAGAUACCAACAUGAAAAUCUUCUCCAGUUAUUCGAUGUAGUAAAUUUAGACGGCAGAUUAUGUUUGAUUAUCGAGUAUGCUGUUUUGGGAAGUUUACAAGAUCGGCUAGCUGGCGGGGGUGGUUUCAUGCCUCUAACUUACGAUUUAAGGUUGAAAAUAGCCGUUGGAGCAGCGAAAGGAAUCCAAUUUUUACACGAAUUCUAUGAUAAACCAUUAAUUCAUCGAAAUUUAAAAAGUAGCAAUAUCUUAAUUGAUGCAAGGUUCAAUGCUAAAGUCAGUGAUUUUGGCUUAGCAGAAAUAUUAGCCAAUAAUAAUUGUGAUCCCAUAUCUACGGCGGCACUACAUCGAUGGCUGGCAUAUCGGCCACCAGAAGUUAACUUAGCUAAAAUGAAUCCCCAAUAUGAUGUCUAUAGUUUUGGGGUGGUAAGUUAA